UAACUGUUUGUAACAAGUUUGGUGAAACCAUACAUUGGGACAACUUUGUGAAUUUUUUCUGUCCUGAACUGCUGAUAAAAAGUGGCCUGCUUGCGAAGAGCAAGAGCUAUAAAUUAAAUUGUCACUGGGUGCUUUUCCAAGUCCUGAUCAGGGAAGAAACUUAAUACUGCACUUUAUGUCAUUUCUCCCCCCACCCACUGCCCCUUUUGGGAAGAGUUAAAGAUUUGGAAAUGGGUCUUGACAGCAGCUUUAGCUGCUAAAUAACUCAAUGAUAAAUAACAGAGACUUGAAGAAGGCAUUCAUGGAUGGGACUUCUCCAUAAGUGAACAGUAACAAACAGCAGCAGAACGAAAAACAGUUUUCUUUCAGAGAGUUGUGCAAAUCCAUCCUGAUGGAAGGAGAGGCAACAGGGAGCUCGAUGCCAGCCAACAAGAGAGCAACCAGCAAACUUCUCCAGCUGUCCCUCGGUGUGUUUGUGAGCAGCACAGUCGUGCUUGGCAUUGCCCUUUUUCUGGUUAGUCAAGGACAUAUAAAAUUUCAUGCAAAGCAACAAUAUUGCUUGACAUCUGAAUGCAUUGAAGCUGCUGCCUCCAUCAAAAGCAAGCUAAAUAUGUCUGUGGACCCCUGUGAUAACUUUUUCCGGUUUGCCUGUGAAGGAUGGUUACAAGAUAAUCCAAUACCAGAAGAUUAUUCAAAUUAUGGAAUCUAUCCUUGGCUGAGACAUAAUGUGGAUCUAAAGUUGAAGGCUCUCCUUGAAAAACCUCUCAGCAAAAGGAGAGACAGUGAUGCUGUACAGAAGGCCAAGAUACUUUAUUCUUCAUGUAUGAAUGACAAUAAGAUAGAGAAAGCUGAUGCAAAACCACUUCUAAACAUGCUGAAACAUUCGCCAUUCCGCUGGCCUGUGCUGGAAUCAAACAUUGGGCCUGAAGGUCUGUGGUCAGAAAGGAAGUUCAGCAUGCUCCAGACCCUUGCUACUCUUCGUGGUCAAUACAGCAAUUCUGUUUUCAUCCGAUUAUAUGUGGCUUCAGAUGAUAAGUCUUCUAAUGAGCACAUCAUAAAGUUAGACCAAGCGUCUCUGACUCUGUCAGCCCGGGAAGACUACCUGGACAAUACCACAGAAGCUAAAUCUUACAGAGAUGCCUUGUUCCAGUUCAUGGUUGAUACUGCAGUCCUUUUGGGUGCCAACGCUUCACAUGCAGAGUUGGACAUGAAGUCAGUGCUUAAAUUAGAAAUCAAAAUUGCUGAGAUAAUGAUUCCACAUGAGAAUCGAACCAGUGAAUCUAUGUACAACAAAAUGAACAUAUCAGAACUCAGCACCAUGAUCCCACAGUUUGACUGGCUGGCAUAUAUCAAGAAGGUGAUUGACACUAAACUCUAUCCUGACCUGAAAGACACUGAUGCUUCAGAGAAUGUGGUCAUCCGAGUGCCCCAGUAUUUUAAAGAUUUAUUCAGGAUACUAGAAAGAGAAAGGAAAAAGACUAUUGCCAACUAUCUGGUAUGGAGAAUGGUUUAUUCAAGAAUAUUCAACCUCAGCCGACGUUUUCAGUAUAGGUGGCUGGAAUUUUCAAGGGUAAUCCAAGGAACAGCAUCCUUAUUGCCUCAAUGGGAUAAAUGUGUAAACUUUGUAGAAAGUGCUCUCCCAUAUGUUGUUGGCAGAAUAUUUGUAGACCUACAUUUCCAAGAAGACAAGAGAGAAAUGAUGGAAGAGCUGACUGAAGGAAUUCGAUGGGCCUUUAUAGACAUGUUGGAAAAUGAAAAUGACUGGAUGGAUUCAGAUACAAAAAGAAAAGCUAUUGAAAAGGCAAAAGCAGUUUUGGCAAAAGUGGGUUACCCUGGAUUUAUAAUGAAUGAUACAUAUAUUGCAGAAGGCAUCAAAACAAUGAAGUUUUCAGAGACAGACUAUUUUGGUAAUGUACUUCAGACUCGCAGACAUGUGGCCCAAUCUGAUUUCUACUGGCUGAGAAAAGAAGUCCCCAAAACAGAGUGGUUUACUAGUCCAACUACAGUCAAUGCCUUUUAUAGUUCGUCUACAAAUCAGAUCAGGUUUCCAGCGGGAGAACUGCAGAAGCCUUUCUUCUGGGGAACAGAAUAUCCCAGGUCAUUAAGCUAUGGUGCUAUUGGAGUAAUCGUUGGGCAUGAAUUUACUCAUGGAUUUGAUAACAAUGGUCGUAAAUAUGACAAGAAUGGAAAUUUGAAUCCCUGGUGGUCCUUGCAGUCAGAAGAAAAAUUCAAAGAGAAAACAAAAUGUAUGGUCAAUCAGUACAACAACUAUUACUGGAAAAAAGCAGGAUUGAAUAUAAAAGGAAAAAGGACUUUGGCAGAAAACAUUGCAGAUAACGGAGGGUUGCGAGAGGCUUUCAGGGCCUAUAGGAAAUGGGUCAAGGAAAAGAGACAAGGAGAGGAAGAGGCUCUGUUACCAGGCAUUGACUUCACUCAUAACCAGCUCUUCUUUCUGAGUUAUGCUCAUGUGAGAUGUAAUUCAUUUAAACCAGAAGCUGCAAGAGAACAAAUCUACACUGGAGUUCACAGUCCCCCUCACUUCAGAGUUAUUGGUGCUAUGAGUAAUUUUGAGGAAUUCCGGAAAGCUUUCAACUGUCCAGAAAAUACUACAAUGAAUCGAGGUGAAGAUUCCUGUCGGCUUUGGUAGCACUUCCUCAAGAAUCCUGUAGAGAAAUCACGCCUUCAUUUCACUGACUUGCUAUUGCUUCAGAACUGCAUUGAUCAGCUGUGGACCAAUAUUGUGUUCUGUAGCAUUCCCAUCCUGGUGCUUGACCCAAACAGAUCUGCCAUUAUUUAAUUGCUUGUUCAUAGGCACAGAAUAAUUCAAAAUAUAUCAUAUAGAAAAGAACAGGUCAUUUUUUAAAAAACAUGUUCUUUAUUAAGUUCAUAACCAAUACAAAUCUGUAAUAUAGUAUUCUGAUUGCUAUGAAACAAUGCAACAUUUGCAAGAUUACAAUGCUAUAUUUCCACUUUUUUGUGGUGGUCAGGCUGAUAUUUGAAAUUAGUCAAUUGGCAUAUCCAAAACCAACAAACCGACAUAUUCAGUAAAAUACUGAUUCUCAGCAGUCACAUGCCUCUUUCCCCUACCUUCUUCAGGUGUUGAUCAGAAGGAUCUUUGAGAGCAGAACUCUAAGAAACAAGGUUGCUUAACCUAUUCUCUUUCCACUGCCUAUCUCAGUUGUGUGGUGGAAGAGAUACAAAUGAAGCACACUGUGUCCACUGUAGCUUCAGACACGCAUGCUGCCUUCCACCUAUGAAUGCAUAUCAAUUGCUGUAUGAUGCACACACACAACACACACACACACAAUCUAUUUUUCAAUUUAUGUAAUACUAAUUUGAUGGAAAAACCUUUAAGGCACUUUUUCUUUCUUGAUAUUGCUUUCCCCAUACUGCUUUAGCUUGCCAAUUAAUCAGGCUUCCAUUCUAACUAGUAUGUACCUCAUACACAAAGCAAAAACAAUAAAACCCCCUCCUCAGCUGUAGUGAAUAUCGCAACAUGGCAAUAACAUUUCUCAAUGUGCAGACUCAUCCAUCCUAUGUGCAUCACAGGUCCUUUACCUGAAUUCUAGGCAUCAUUUAUCUUCAUAAUAUAAUGAAAUAAAAGAACUGUGAAAUGGAUAAUCCUGAAACGGAAACAUCACAAUAAUUUAAAUGUCAGACACCUGAUCCUGUAAUGCCAGUUUAAGCACUUUCUCCACAUAUCUUUAGCAACGUGGAUGUUGUAGCUUUUUUGUUCCACACUGGUUAGGUAUGCAAAAACUUAGGUAUAUCAUUAAAUCCUUGCUCAGUUAAUUGCACAUUGGCCUCAUGACAAAUGCUUUUGAUAAUAUGCAAAGAGUAGAUUUUCUAAAAGAGUGGGUUUUUAAUCUACAUAAUAUACUGUUCUGGGCCUGAACAGCAUAUAGGGAAAGCAGAGGGAUGUUUUGCAGCAUUACAGAAUGUCCACUUGCUCUGAGAACUGAAGACACCACCACUUGCUUGCAAAGUAGGAAGACUUAAAAGGGCAGCUUCUGGCAUGGCAUUGCUUUGUCUUUCUGAGAGUUCUCAUUGGGUGUAGUGCCAGAAUUGGUCCAAUAAUUCCUAUGGACUGCAGAGCUAUUGGAAGGGACAGUGCCGAUUCACAGCCGCAGAUGGACUCAAGGGGGGCAAUUAUAGUUCAGCUCAAAAGAUUUGACCAUUUCUAGUAUCUUGGGCUUAGAAGUCUCCAUUGCAGGAGAGAUCAGGAGCUUGCAGUGACAACAUUGAUUCCAUGGAGUCUGUGAUUGUAGACGGUCACCUUAGAGCUCUACAAUCUCAAAAUAAAAAAUUCCCAUAGAUAGACACAAAGUUUUACUACCCUGUAGUAACAGUAGGAUUCUUGCUGGUAAAGUUUUGAGUAAAGAGUGAGAAAAACUUAUAUCUUUUUCCAGUUUUUUUAACUGCUUAAAUUGCCUACCUUUUUCAGGAAAAAAGUAUUUCCAUAUAAAAAUAGGUUUAGAAAUAUUGCUGUAUACAUUUCUGCACAUUUAUAUUUAAGGAGAUGGAAUUGAAAACUAAGUGGUUGAAAUAGUAGGAUAAUUUUGUUAACGAUCAUAUAAGCAUUCCCAAAUCACAGAUGAAGAUUAAAAUGACAGCAUUUUUAUCCAUUGUAUGACAUUUUUCUGCUGUAAUCUGCUUUUGAGUUCACUUGUGAAAAAAGAUGUGAUAAGUUUUUAAUAAAUAAAUCUUGCAAGCUAUUCCAA
Messenger RNA from Candoia aspera, 4721 nucleotides. RefSeq names its product phosphate regulating endopeptidase X-linked (gene PHEX). Gene Ontology annotation, biological process: protein processing. Lineage: Eukaryota; Metazoa; Chordata; Lepidosauria; Squamata; Candoiidae. Gene Ontology annotation, cellular component: plasma membrane. The coding region runs from base 392 to 2647 and encodes 751 amino acids. The transcript has 22 exons. The record is from RefSeq and is a predicted model, not a curated record. Gene Ontology annotation, molecular function: metalloendopeptidase activity.